Zea mays is the source of this 647-nucleotide messenger RNA. RefSeq names its product mitochondrial import inner membrane translocase subunit TIM16. The coding region runs from base 53 to 403 and encodes 116 amino acids. NCBI's taxonomy places the organism in Eukaryota, Viridiplantae, Streptophyta, Magnoliopsida, Poales, Poaceae. The transcript has 4 exons. Gene Ontology annotation, cellular component: TIM23 mitochondrial import inner membrane translocase complex. Gene Ontology annotation, biological process: protein import into mitochondrial matrix. The record is from RefSeq and is marked validated.
CUCUCUCCGGCGGCUGCGCGGCGGCUUGGAUCACAUCCUCGUCGGAGCUACCAUGGCUGGGAAGCUUAUUGCAAACCUGAUUGUCAUGGGCUCUACGAUUAUAGGAAGAGCUAUGCUUCAGGCAUAUCGUAAAGCACUUGAUAAUGCAAAUAAAACUGGUGUGGCCCAUGAGGCAAUAAACAAUAUUCGUAGAGCAAGCAAAACAAUGACCGAACAGGAAGCGAGGCAGAUACUGGGUGUCUCAGAGAAUUCGACGUGGGAAGAGAUCGUACAGCGAUACGAUAACUUGUUUGAAAGGAACGGCAAAUCUGGGAGCUUUUACCUCCAAUCGAAGGUUCACCGGGCCAAGGAGUGCCUAGAAACAGUGUACCAAAAGAACAAACAAGAUGAGCCUCCUAACUGAAAUCCCGCCCCUUGAGUCUGCUGUUGACAUUCUUUUCCCCCUCAUAAGAGAACUGUACAUACCAACAACGGUCGCUGCUGUUGUACCAGUAGUAUGCAAUGCGGAACCAAUAAGCUUUGUGUGCAGCGACUGAAACUCCUACAUGUGUAAGACUGAUCAGUAAGGUCUCACUGGGCUCUGGCUCGGUGGCGCUUACAACUUUGUUAUUUUGCCAUAUGAUGAUUGUGCCAAACCAUUAUUCUUG